UACAGGAGAUGACCAGAGACUACAGACAUAGUACAGGAGAUGACCAGAGACUGCAGACACAGUACAGGAGAUGACCAGAGACUGCGGACACAGCACAGGAGAUGACCAGAGACUGCGGACACAGUACAGGAGAUGACCAGAGACUACAGACAUAGUACAGGAGAUGACCAGAGACUGCGGACACAGUACAGGAGAUGACCAGAGACUGCGGACAGCACAGGAGAUGACCAGAGACUGCGGACACAGUACAGGAGAUGACCAGAGACUACAGACAGGGGAUGACCAGAGACUGCGGACACAGUACAGG
Staurois parvus is the source of this 307-nucleotide messenger RNA. The record is from the annotation of a GenBank genome assembly. NCBI's taxonomy places the organism in Eukaryota, Metazoa, Chordata, Amphibia, Anura, Ranidae.